UUCCUCCUAGGCAGCCCCUUCCCCCUGGGCAGCCCCUCUUGGCGCGGCCGAUCCCGGCCGAGGGACGGUGCGGGAGGGGAAAUUUGCCUGAAACCACGUACAGGCCGCUCGGGGUGGCCCUGCUCUCCCAGGGCAGGGCCGUCCCCUUUCUCGGGCCUGUCCCGGGCAGGGCAGGUGCCGAGCAGGACCGUGGAAGCGCCUCGGAGUGCUGGACCGAAGCUUUUGUUCGUGCAGGAGAACUGCAGGGAUGAGAAGGUGACAGGUCACGGGAAAUAAUGUAAAUAAAAGAUGAUGUGGCGAUAGUACGGAUGAGUUUGAGGGAAGUCUUUUAAGGAGGCUUUAAAAUAGAGAGUUGGCGUAUAAGAGAAAAGACGAGCCCUAAGGGAACUACUAUGGAACCUUGGCAGCCUUGUAGGUUUGGAAGGCUUAAAUCCAAGUUCGGAAAGGCCUUUUCCAGUCCAGAUGAUUUGCUGGCUGAAGCGCUUAAUUAGGAUGGCUUUUGAACAAAUUGGAUUGAACAUGGAUUCAAUGCUUUGGUCAAGAAAGCCUUAUGGUUCAUCUCGGAGUAUUGUAAGAAAAAUUGGUACUAACCUCUCUCUUAUACAGUGUCCAAGAGUUCGCUUUCAGCUUAUGUCUCAUGUCACGGAAGGAAGCAGUCCUGCUCAACUCAGAGAAGAUGCUGUGGCCUCCUUUGCUGAUGUGGGAUGGAUUGCUGAAGAAGAAGGUGAAGUCUCUACAAGGCUCAGAUCAGAAGUUUGGUCAAAAACAACCCAGCCUCUUCCAGGCGAAGCACAUCCUUCCAGGAAGUCCCCACACAGACAAACGUCCUUGCAAAGCCCGUCAGGAGAGGAACCAGUGCCCAGGAGUGCGGUGAUGGCAAACGAAGAAGCACUACAGAAGAUCAGCGCCCUAGAAAAUGAACUGGCCUCUUUAAGAGCACAAAUAGCCAAAAUUGUAACCUUGCAAGAACAGCAGAACUUGACAACAGUUGGGUCAAGUCCACUUGCUUCAGCUGCUGUCCCUGUUCCGCCACCACCGCCGCCACCACCUCCUCCUCCUCUGCCUCCACCCCCUCCCUCAGGUCUGGAUCAGAGUAAGUCUGCAAUUGAUCUCAUUAAAGAGAGGAAAAACAAAAAAAUGAACGCUGGCCAGAAUGUGGUGGAAAACGGCCCAAAGAAGCCUGAAGUACCAAACAUGCUAGAAAUCCUCAAAGACAUGAACAGCGUGAAACUGCGCUCGGUAAAAAGACCCUUAGAAGGUACAAAAUCUAAAGUGUCUCAGCCUGCAGAUCCUGCAUCAUUAAUAGCAGAAGCUCUCAAAAAGAAAUUUGCUUAUCGAUACCGAAAUGAUAGCCAAGAAACAGAAAAAGUGAUUCCAAAGGCUGAAACAAAGACACAGACUGAGGUGCUGUUUGGACCACACAUGCUGAAGUCUACAGGAAAAAUGAAGACUUUAAUUGAAAAAUCUUAGUGUUAAAGAUUAUUCUGCAAAAGACUGUUAAGCUGCUUUGUAUAAAAUAUUUUAUGUUGCAAAUAGCACUAGUACUGAGCGGUCUCUUUCUUACAGCACAGAAAGACCUAAUGUGAAAUGUAGAAAUGAGGCACUAAACAUGUUUGUAUGUAUGUGAUUUAUCAGGGGGAAUAAAUUGGACCAUUAUACUCAGGUAUUAAUUUUAUAUCCCAGCCUGGCUUUCCACUCAGAUUUAUGUGAUGGGUUUGGUUUUUUAACACUAAGUUAUAUAUACAACAUUUUUUGUGCAUAACUGACCAACUUAAACAUUUGUGUACAUGUUAUUAAUGACGGUGAUACACCCUUAAGUUAAUACCAGUUUUACGUGAGCUCUACCUAUAAUUUGCACUACAGUGUGUAAUUUGAUACUGAAA
Messenger RNA from Pseudopodoces humilis (Tibetan ground-tit), 1883 nucleotides. RefSeq names its product mitochondrial fission regulator 1 (gene MTFR1). The record is from RefSeq and is a predicted model, not a curated record. NCBI's taxonomy places the organism in Eukaryota, Metazoa, Chordata, Aves, Passeriformes, Paridae. Gene Ontology annotation, cellular component: mitochondrion. Gene Ontology annotation, biological process: aerobic respiration; mitochondrial fission.